CACUAUAAAUUGCAAUCAAGUAGCAUUUAAUCUUAUAAGUAUACGAACGACAGCGGUACAACGUGAACGGUGUUAACAAUGAAGUGGAAUAAUUUAAUAUUUGUGUUGGUCCUGGCUGGAUUUGCCAGUGGCAUGACUUUGCCGGAAACUGACUCUGCAGCUUUAGAAAGGGCGGCAGAAGUUGUCGCUGCUGAAAAUGAUGAUUACACAGUAUUGGAAAAACUAAGUGAUAGCUUGGUUCAUGCAGAAAAUUUUAAUGAAGACUUGGAACUACAAGACGCCCUAGAAGACGCUGAUGUGGUUGUAAGCAUAACAGAAACUGAAAAUGAUGAAUAUGCACCCGAUGCCAGUGCUAAUGAGGAAGUAUCUCAAGACAGUGAUGUAGUUGAAGUGAAUUCUGGUAACGAUGAAGCAGCUGAAGUCUCUGUAGUUGAAGAAAAUUCUACUAAUGAGGGAGAAGAUGAAGCAAGUGUAUCUGCUAAUGAGGAAGUAUCUCAGGACAAUGCAGUUGAAGUGAACUCUGGUAACGAUGAAGUAGCUGAAGCCACAGUAGUUGAAGAAAAUUCUGGUAAUGAUGAAGCAGGUGAAGCCACAGUAGUUGAAGAAAAUUCUGGUAAUGAGGAAGCAGCUGAAGCCACAGUAGUUGAAGAAAGUUCCGACAAUGAGGAAGCAGCUGAAGCCACAGUAGUUGAAGAAAGUUCUGACAAUGAGGAAGCGUCAACAAAUGAUGGCAAUGAUGAAAAUAAUGACAAUGAACAAGGAGAAGAGCCAGAAGAAACUGUUUCGGAAACUACAACUGUUAGUGCGGAUACAACUACGGAACUCCCCACUUGCUCUACACCGGGAUUGCAAGCCCAUGAAACAGAUUGCCGUUUAUAUUAUUCCUGCUCAGCAUUGGACUCAGCUGACGGAACUUUGCGCUUACAAACCCUUUCCUGCGGCGAAGAUGAAGCUUUCAAUGCCGCAUGGGGUCGUUGCGCCCGUGACAUUGCAUCCUGUCCCAAUGAGUUCGCUUGUUUGGCUCCUGGUGCCUUCGAAGAUCCUCUAUCAAAUGCUUCAUAUUAUUUGUGCUAUAGCCGUCUGACUCUUGACGGCUAUCUAUUAUAUCAUGUUAAGUGCGGCAGCGGUGAAGUAUUUCUACCGGAAAUAGGUAAAUGUUUCAUUGACCUGAGCGAUUUCGCUAACGCAUAUCUCAACUACGAUUGGCUUCAAGUGCAUGAUAUUGAUGUAGUUAAACUAGAAUACGAACAGUACAAAACAGAAGCCAAGUUGCAAAUUAAAUUGGAAAAGGAAAAGGCCAAAAUGGAAAAGAAAUUGCAAAAGGAGUUGGAGAAAUUGGCCAAGAAAAAAGCCAAAGAGGAAGCAAAAGCCGCUAAAGCAGCUCUUCUUGGUCUUUAAGCAAAUAGACGUUUGAAAUUUCCUUCAUUUUAAUGUUCGCCGUACGUAGAUAAUUGAAAUAAUAAAAAAAAAAACAA
Glossina fuscipes is the source of this 1475-nucleotide messenger RNA. RefSeq names its product auxilin-like protein 1 (gene Mur18B). The transcript is spliced from 3 exons. Gene Ontology annotation, molecular function: chitin binding. Bases 79 to 1398 code for a protein of 439 amino acids. Lineage: Eukaryota; Metazoa; Arthropoda; Insecta; Diptera; Glossinidae. Gene Ontology annotation, cellular component: extracellular region. The record is from RefSeq and is a predicted model, not a curated record.